Racocetra persica is the source of this 810-nucleotide messenger RNA. Lineage: Eukaryota; Fungi; Glomeromycota; Glomeromycetes; Diversisporales; Gigasporaceae. The record is from the annotation of a GenBank genome assembly.
AUGUCUCAAUCAAAUAAACCAUUAAGAUUGCGUGCUAAUGCAACUUUAGCAUGUAAAAAUUGUCGGGCGAGUCACCGAAGAUGCGAAAAACCUCCUAAAGAGGAUAUAUGUACAUACUGUAAAAAUCAUAGGCUUCAUUGUACUUAUACCUUGGGUAGAAAACGCGGGCCAAAGCCUAGAUUUCCUAAUUUUCAAUCUCCUCUCAAUAUUAAAUUUCGUGAAACCAAUACUGAAGAAUUCCAAUUCUCCUCAUUAAAUUUUGGAACUUUACAUCUUUAUAAUGAUGUUAUUACAACUUCUUUUAGAACUAACGAAGUAUUUAUUGACCAAGAACCAACAGCAAAUAAUCAAGAUACCAUACCAAUCAGUCCUUAUAAAACUGCUAUUGAACCUUCUUUUGGAACUACUGGGGCAUUUAUUAGCCAAGGAUUAAUGUCAAAUCAUAAUCCAAAUACCACGCUAAUUAGCUCUUAUGAGAUUGCUACAAAAGAAUUCAAAUUCUCAUCGUUGAAUCAUCCUUAUGACGAUGCUAUUAUAACUCCUUUUAGAACUACUGAGGCAUUUAUUAACCAAGAGCCAGUACCAAAUAAUCAAAAUAUUACACCAAUUAACCUUUACGAAACUACUAAUAAAGAGUUUCAAUCCUCUUAUUUAAACUUUGGAACCACACAUACCUACACUAUUCCUUCUUUCGGGACUAAUGAGGCGUUCAUUGAACAAGGACUAAUGUUAAAUAAUCAAAAUACCACGCCAAUUAACUCUUACGAGAUUGCUACUGAAGAAUUCCAGAAUUCCAAUUCUCUUUAUUAA